Aspergillus mulundensis is the source of this 2964-nucleotide messenger RNA. RefSeq names its product putative serine/threonine protein kinase. The transcript has 3 exons. Gene Ontology annotation, molecular function: protein serine/threonine kinase activity; ATP binding. Gene Ontology annotation, cellular component: cytoplasm. NCBI's taxonomy places the organism in Eukaryota, Fungi, Ascomycota, Eurotiomycetes, Eurotiales, Aspergillaceae. Gene Ontology annotation, biological process: actin filament organization; protein autophosphorylation; actin cortical patch assembly. The record is from RefSeq and is a predicted model, not a curated record. Bases 1 to 2964 code for a protein of 987 amino acids.
AUGGCCUCCUAUCACUCCCAGCCCUACCAGAGCCAUGCCGCCCAACCCCGGCCAGUCCCUUCAUACAAUCCAGUUGCCGCGUUGAAUGCCCCCGCUGGGACCUUCCUACCGAAUACCAAAGUCCAGGUUGGUAGCCACCGAGUUGUCGUCGAGAAAUACCUCUCCGAAGGAGGGUUCGCCCAUGUCUACGUCGUACGCCUUUCGCAGCCCGUGGACGGCUCCGACAAGGCAGUCCUGAAGCGGGUAGCUGUUCCGGAUAAAUCUGCGCUUGCCAACAUGCGCACCGAGGUCGAGACAAUGAAGAAGCUCAAGGGCCACCGCCACAUCGUCAAGUACAUCGACUCUCAUGCGUCCCAACUCAAAGCCGGUGGAUACGAAGUAUUCCUUCUGAUGGAAUACUGUGCGGGUGGGGGGUUGAUUGAUUUUAUGAAUACGCGGCUGCAAAAUCGUCUGACAGAGCCGGAGAUCAUCAAGAUCUUCUCCGAUGUCGCCGAAGGUGUUGCUUGCAUGCAUUACCUCAAGCCUCCCCUACUGCACCGGGACCUGAAGGUGGAAAAUGUUCUCAUUUCUCAUCAUGGGAACUCCGUCAUCUACAAGGUUUGUGAUUUUGGGUCUGCUGCUCCGCCCCGCCCUGCCGCUACCUCGGCUGCAGAAGGGCGCCUGAUCGAGGACGAUGUACAACGGCAUACGACCUUGCAAUACCGAAGUCCGGAGAUGAUUGAUGUUUAUCGCAAACAACCGAUUGAUGAGAAGAGCGAUAUAUGGGCGCUGGGAGUCCUCUUGUACAAGCUCUGCUACUACACCACACCAUUUGAAGAAGUUGGACAGAUGGCUAUUCUCAAUGCCACCUACAAGUUUCCCUCAUAUCCUCCAUUCUCCAGCCGGCUAAAAAUGCUCAUUUCGUCGAUGCUCAAGGAGAGCGCGCAAAAGCGCCCCAAUAUUUACCAGGUACUCUUUGAAGUCUGUCGAAUGCAAGGAAGAGAAGUUCCAAUCAAAGACAUAUAUGCCCAUCGUUCGACGUCGGAAGCGCGCCGUUACCAGGAGCUUCCGCCAUCUCCAACAGAAGCACCGCAGCUUGGAGCCGUUUUCUCCCCACCUAUCCAGGAAACUCAGAUUAACAUCCCCGAGAUUGCUCCGAUGCGCCGUGGACGACCAACGAAGCCUGAUACGUCUCAGCACAACUCCGCUCGCCCAAGUCCGUCGCCCUUUCGCGGGGCAGGUACGGAUCCGUUCGCUGCGCUGGACGGCGGAAAACCACGAGAAUCGGCCGACGAGUUCUCGGAUAGGUUCCCCUCGCUUGACCAGUUCAAUAUAUUACAUGAGGCGAAAAGCAAGUUUGAUUUCGAGCCAACUGUCGCAGACCAGAACGAAGACGAAGGCCUUGCCAAAAGGCUCACUAACGCCCUCGCCGACGAGGCGUUUGCGAAGCGCUCGCCGCCACCGCGAGAAACUGCUUCGGAGCCUGUUAGUGGCCGCUCACAACCCCCGACGGUGAAGGCAUCUUCGCCAGUGGAAUACAGUCAAUAUCGCGAUGAGCCCUCACGGCAAGCACCGCUCUACCAACCGGCACCACAGAGGCCCACCAUGGUCUCCACUGGCACCAUGACCUCCCCACCGCAAAGUCCAGGACUGUCGGAAUUGAAACCGCCCAGCCGUCCAAUCUACCGGUUUCCAUCGUCGGAACAACAGCAGCAAACCGCAGACAAUGAGAAGAAGCAGUCCAGACCAGGCGUAUCGCCUGUCACAUCUUCAAAGCUGGAAGUGGAUCCGAGGAAGUCCUCGGACAGGCUCUCUAAUCUAUCAGCAUCCCCGCAACCCUCAAUGGAAGCUCUUCGACCGGAGGUUGACGAUUCUUUGCAUCGGUCGAGAUCUGCCAACAAUCGGUCUCGUCCCGUAUCGAUUCAUGCAGGCACCAAGUUUGAGCUUCCUCCACGGACCGCGGAUAGCGCUCGCUCAUCACUUGAUUUGCCAAGAUCACCUUAUGAUGUUGGAUCCCCGCUGCAGCACGCACGAACUGAGGUAGACUAUGACCGCAGUAACAUAUCAUCGGAUGUGGAUUAUUUACGGGCCAAGGAGGAAGAAUCUAAUCGGAAGCGCGAGAAGCGUUAUAGCGGUAGCUCCUCGAAACAUACGAAACGCUCCAGUCUCUCGACGCUGUCUCUUUCCGGUACUAAGACGCUACUGGCCGGUCGGUUUGGUGACGCCUUCCGCCGCUUCGAGGGCGGCCAAGACAACAAAGCUCAGUCUCCGGCCAAGGAAGAUUUCCCCAGGCCGUUACUGUCUCCAGUACCGGGAUCUGAAACAGCCGGUGAACCCUCCAACUACCCAGGUGAUGAUAAUGAUGAUGACAUCUCACCCGAGAUGCGCCGUGAGCUAGAACGCCGCCGUCUCUCACAGGAAGAAAAACGCGUGGCACAUGCUGCCGCGGAAUACCGCCGCCGGGUAGCCGAACAGGGGGAGGGAGGCCGGAGAGCGCCGACUGAUGCGACCCGAUCCCCUGCAAUACUUAAUAGGGUACAGACUCUGCUCAGUGAUGUCAGCAAGCCUCCACCUCCAAAGACAGCUACGGGGUAUGGGAGGUUUACAGAAACUUCCGAUCCUGCUUUGCAGGCAAAGCAGCCGGAGGUACAACCCCGACCGAGCACGCGGGGCGCAGCGCCUCCUUCAGUACCGAGGCAAGAAACAUCAUCAGCCGGGUAUGCAGCCACGCAGCGCACAGGACCGCGGCCUGCAGCACCUCCAAAGCCACAGAGCCUCCGCGGCGGUAGUACGGGCACAGACCCAACCGGCCCCAGCAGCUUUGACCGUCUCCAAAACCAGCACACGCAAGCGAACCCCACGAGCCCGGGCGAGGACUGGGAGAUGAACUUUAGCCGGCGGUUCCCCAGUCUGUCCGGGCUGGAAAUGGUCGAGACGGAGAUCGAGGCACCCAAAUUCCCAGCCGUUCGGACGAAGGAAGUGUAA